AUGGCCUCUUUAAACGAAUAUACCGAUGAACAGCUGAACUAUUACAGAAUUUGUUGUGUAACUACUGAUGUACUAGCAGAGGGUCUGAGAGAAAUAUUUAAACAAGAAUGGGACAAACGGUACAAAACAACAACAGGAGAGUGGAAAGACGAGCCUCGUAAUGGAAUGGACCUUUAUAACGGAGAGUCUCCUGGAAAUCAAAAACGAAAUGCUCAUCUUUUGAAGACCAUGAAAAACGGAAACAGAGUGGAAUGGGAUUGUACAAUGCUGUUUUACGCCAUCCUUUUCUCUGAUUGCGUCGGGACAGGUCUUAGCGCACUGGUCAGAAAAAAUGUAAAUGAUCUACGAAAGUUCAGGAAUGAAGAAUUCGCUCACAUGCCACAAGGUAGUCUUCCUGAGAUAGAUUUUCAGAAUGCUAUUAGCAAAGUUGAUGUUGCGUUUCAAGCGCUUAGUCUUCCCACUGUAAAAAUUCAAGACCUAAAAUGUCAAAAAACAUUUCCAACAAAAGAUUUAACAAAGGUCCUGAAAGAAGUUAAUAAUCUGAAACAAGAAGUUCAGGUCCUUGAAGAUCAGCUCCAAAAUGAAGCACCCUCAUUCUGUGUUCUCCCUCCUAAACCGUCGCAUGAAAUCGGUGGUCGUGAAAGUGAAGUAGCCAAAAUAGUCCAACAGCUGAGGGAACUAAAUGAGUCCAGUGGCAACAGGUUGAGUUAUCUAUACAUCUCAGGGAAUCCUGGAAGCGGCAAAUCACAGCUAGCUGGCCUCGUAGCUGAGAGAUUCUUUGACCACCUCAAAGAAAUGCCAGGUGGCUCCUCAUUUAUAAUGACCUUAAAUGCUGCAAGUCCAGCUUCACUUCUGGAGUCGUAUGCCUCAUUUGCUCGCCAUUUAAAGUGCCCAGACUAUUCAGUUAUAGAAACCCUCAACUCCAAGGACUCGACCGUGGACGAAAAGAUCACUAGUCUUAAGAUGCUUGUCGCAGUAAAAAUUAACUGUUACACGUCGUGGCUUCUGUUGGUUGACAAUGUCACUACUCUGUCUUCAGUGCAUGUCCAUUUACCACAGUUUGAAAACGAGGCUUGGGCAAGGGGCCAGUUGCUGAUUACGACCCAGGACACAACAUCAAUUCCCUCGGAAAGCGCUUUUGUUAAUCACAUCUCGGCAAGCAAAGGUAUGGAUUUCAAUGACGCCCGUUCAUUAUUGUCCAAGCUUUCUGGUAUCCCAGAUAGCGAACUGGUGGGAACAGUAGCACAAAGACUGGACUAUCAACCUCUUGCUUUAGCAGGCGCUGCCGUCUUUGUUAAAGAGAUUCGGCAGGACAAAGUAUCAACGCAUUUUGGGUGGGAGGAAUACCUAAAGAUCUUGGAAAAAGGGAAAAGACACAAAACGGAGGAUGCACUUGUCGACACCAAUCCAAUUUAUCCAAAUUCAAUGACCAAAGCAAUAACGUUAGCCGUUGAAACACUAAUGAGAUCCGACAAAUUUCAAGAACAUCUUUUCACUUUUCUUGCCCUCUGCGCUCCACGACCAUUGAACGUCGACAUAGUAGCUAGUUACAUCAUGAACACACAUGAAGAGUUUGAUGAAGCGGACAAGGAAAUAAUUCACAUGAGAUUAAAAAGAAGCUCACUUCUGCUGUUCCAAGAUGAAGAGGGUGGCUGUUUUAUUCGACUUCACCAGGUUGUGCAUGAUGCUAUAAAAACUGUAACAGAAGAGUGUGCAGAAAGCCAAAUCAAUGAGGUCGUAAGUGGGGUCAUAACAUCAUUUGACGAAUUUAUCGGGGCGACUCUACCAGAAAAGAAGAGAGUGGACACCAGACACAUCGCUCCACAUUUGAAAGCUUUAACUAUGGUAGCUGACCAAGUCUUUCUGCGAGAUAAUUUCUUUCAAGAUCUUGAUAAGGACAUUUCCAAAAAAUGCAAAAACCUUGGAAAUAUUUGUAAGAUGCAUUGUGAAUUCGAAGGAGCAAAAACAUAUUCUGAAUAUUCACUCACUAUUAAGCUUAAAGAGCUCGGCCCGAAACAUGUUGAUGUUGCAACAAGCUAUACGAAUUUAGCUUCAAUUUCCCAAAAUUUAGGUGACUUCGAGCAAGCCAAGGAGUAUCAGCAACAUGCUCUAGACAUCGAACUGGACAAGCUCGGCCCGGAAAAUGUUAAUGUUGCAACAAGUUACAAUAACUUAGCUUUGAUUUACCAGGGAUUGGGUGACUUCCAGCAAGCCAAGGAGUAUCAGCAACGUGCUCUAGACAUCGAACUGGACAAGCUCGGCCCAGAACAUGUUAAUGUUGCAACAAGCUACACGAAUUUAGCUUCAAUUUACGAGGAUUUAGGUGACUUUGAGCAAGCCAAGGAGUAUCAGCAUCGUGCUCUAGACAUCCAGCUGGACAAGCUCGGUUCGGAACAUGUUAAUGUUAAUGUGGCAACAAGCUACAAUAACUUAGCUUUGAUUUACAAGAAAUUAGGUGACUUUGAGCAAGCCAAGAAGUAUCAGCAACGUGCUUUAGACAUUUGCCUAGACAAGCUCGGGCCGGAACAUGUUGAUGUUGCAACAAGCUACAGUAACUUAGCUUUGAUUUACAAGAAAUUAGGUGCCUUCAAGCAAGCCAAGGAGUAUCAGCAAUGUGCUCUAGACAUCGAACUGGAUAAGCUCGGGCCGGAACAUGUUAAUGUUGCAACAAGCUACAGUAACUUAGCUUUGAUUUACAAGAAAUCAGGUGACUUUGAGCAAGCCAAGAAGUAUCAGCAACUUGCUCUAGAAAUCUAUCUGGACAAACUUGGUCCGGAGCAUGUUAAUGUUGCAAAAAGCUACAGUAACUUAGCUUUGAUUUACCAGAGAUUAGGUGACUUCGAGCCAGCCAAGGAGUAUCAGCAACGCGCUGUAGACAUUUGCCUAGACAAGCUCGGGCCGGAACAUGUUGAUGUUGCAACAAGCUACAGUAACUUAGCUUUGAUUUACCAAGGAUUAGGUGACUUCGAGCAAGCCAAGGACUAUCAGCAACGUGCUCUAGACAUUUAUCUAGACAAGCUAAGCCCGGAACAUGUUAAUGUUGCAACAAGCUAUUGUAACUUAGCUUCUAUUUACCAGGAUUUAGGUGACCUCGAGCAAGCCAAAGAGUAUCAGCAACGUGCUUUAGCUAUCAGAGCAGAUAAGCACGGCCGCAACAGAACACCAAAUAAGGUAAGAACUGCUAAGAGACGCAAAAAACUAUAUUAUGGAAAUUAUGUUUCUUCUUGAAAGAUUUUACGCAGUCUUUAACUGCUUUAAGUUUUAUCGUGUUGGUACUGUGUCUUUGAAAUUUGUUAAAAUUUAAAAGAAUGAAUUUUUCAGAUUUUUUUUCACAGCAGCAUAAGUUGCAUUUAAACUGCAAGGAUCGUCAUUGUAUUCUUUCUUCCGCAGGUUCGAAGAUAUGAAAUUGAUAUAACCUUUAAUUUGAUAAACGGUUUACAUAAUAUUUAUUAUGGAAUUGAUUUUUGGGACGUUCGGGUAAGACACCUCUUAAUUCAGGUUUGACUGUAACAGUACAGUUUCCGUUAGCGCUCUAUUCUUGCUUUCCGCAUAUUCAAGUUUCUUCUAAUGAAAAAAACCUGUUAGUCCUUGCAGAUUACUCAUGAAGCUGAAAGGCAUUUAUCACAACCCAAGAAAGACGAUGAUGAUGAUGAUGAUGAUAAAGGCAGUAGUAAGGAAGGUAAAGCAGAAAUCAUUGUUAAGUUUAAAAUGUCUCCUCGUGCUAACUUGUAA
Molecule: messenger RNA, 3732 nt
Organism: Porites evermanni
Lineage: Eukaryota; Metazoa; Cnidaria; Anthozoa; Scleractinia; Poritidae
Source: the annotation of a GenBank genome assembly